Molecule: messenger RNA, 6596 nt
Organism: Diatraea saccharalis (sugarcane borer)
Lineage: Eukaryota; Metazoa; Arthropoda; Insecta; Lepidoptera; Crambidae
Source: the annotation of a GenBank genome assembly
CCAAUGUUUUCAUUUUGGAUGUAGCGUCAAUUUUGACUGAGGAAAUGGCUGGGGAACAUUGCUCCUCUCUUAUUAUAUCCAAUGCUUCAUUUUCUGCUAUAGUGACUACAUGUUCACGGCUACAGUGACGAGACAUUCUAAAAAACUAUUUAUAUUUUAUGUUUACAAUUAUAUGAUAAUAAUUCAUUCAGAUGUAUUCAUUUGUUUUUCUAAUCCGUAUAAGCCAAAGCACUUUUAAAAAUUGUGGAUCAAUAAAAUCAAUAAAAGUAGGCAUCACAACUGGACAUGGAAAUAUUCGUCGUUCGAUGAGAAUUGAUCUACAUCUACAUUUACUUAAAAAAUAAUACGAAAUAUAAUAAUGAAAUAAAAAAAAGCUUUUUUUUCCUAUUUAAAUUUAAUUUAUAAGUAUGUAAUAAAAACAAUGUCUUUUUUUCAAAUUUUAGUGCUUUCAUCAAUACACAUAAGGACUUGAUAUUUGUUUCACAUUUGAAGAUUUUGUUUAAGGGUGUUAUUGCCAAUAAAUAAUAAGUAAAAGCUCUAUCCUAAGCGUUUACAAUGAAUCCUUAGAAAAGGUAUUUUAGUACCUGUAGUUAUUGUUCAGGAUAUAAGUAAUAUUGUUUCAUUGACCAGGUACCUGGAAAACAAAAGGAACUUAAAGGGCGAGGGGGGUAUCUGCAUCCCCUCUAAAGUUUCUUUGUAACAAACAUUUUUGCUCAAGUCAGUGUAUCGUGUUCGUCUCUGAAAGGCAGUCGUGUUACGAGUAAUUUUUUAGAACAGAUACAAAAGUUGAAAAUACCUAUAUAUUUUGCUGAGAAGUGAUUUAUACAAAAUGAGCAAGUUGAAAAAAACUGUUUGUUUAACGCGUUUCGUUCGACAAGUAGACAGUGCGUGUCAGCAAUUUUGACGUUUUAAAUUUCAGUAGUGGCAACAUCAGUUCGGAAUUUUGCUGUCGUGAAGUUCGUAACAUGUGAUGUUUCGUGAAGUAAUAAUUUUAUAUGAAAAACAAUUAUUAUAUGGAUUGUGGUGUAUUAGGAAGUGUAAAAAAACUAAAUAGUGGUAGUGUGAUGAACUGUACAUAGUGCUAAAAGAUUACUAGUAAGCGUGACAAAAUUACAUGGAUAAAGCCGUCACUUGAGGUUGUAAAGACAGAGAUGGAGUCACACAUCAUGAAUAUACCAUAUCACCAAUCCCGUUACCGAACGAUUGGGCAUAAAAUAAUGAGGACAAGCAAUUCUGUUUCCUCAGAAAGUAGUUGUAACCAGAAUAGCCCAGAGUAUAAGAGGCAAGACUCUGAAUAUGACAGAGCCCCUUACGAAGAAGAGAGUAAUGAAGAUCAAGACUGGCAAAAUAGAGCAGUAAGUAUUAUUUAUGGAUAAAAUAUUCUUAGUUUAUUUUAAAGUUUCAAGUACCUUUUUUAAUAUCCUCAUUUUUCCUUCUAUUUAUUAUAUAUAUAUAUUUUUCUAUUACAGGUUGAUGUCUCACAAUCCGGUCAAGACUCAUCAGAUAAUGAUGAAGAAAAUGAUGAUGAACAAAUUGAGGUUCAAGAAGUACAUUAUGAAACGAGAGACACAGAUUCCUUACUAUAUGAGCCCUACUCAGCAGAGAUUGAAAAUCUUGAGGAUAACUCUCUAAUAGAAGGUGAUGAUUAUGACAUAAUUCAAGUAUAUGCUGUAGAUCCCAAUUUGGAUCUUGAAGGUUCUUCUGAAGAUGAGGAACUGCCUGUUACAGAGAUAAAACAGAGUGAUUAUAGCAUACGUCACUAUACUGAUAAAGAAAUUGAGUAUAUAAACCCUGAUGGUCCACCAUCAGAUAUACUAGAAAAUUCAUUUAAUAGUGAUGAGGAGACCCCAGUAGUAUCAAAUGUCGAUGAUUAUUUUAUAAAAGCUGACAAUAAUAAAGACAUAUUUGAAGUUAAAGAUGAACCUGUUGUCAAAGACGUUGAUGAGUAUUUUAUCAAAGAUGUGACGCCUCAUAUGUCAAAUGUAGAUGAUUUUUUUGUAAAACACAAAGUACAAGAGAGAUUUUGCAUUGAAACACCAUCAUCACGAGGAGAUGAGCUUCUUUCCCAAUCUAAUGUGAAGAAAUCACCAAAAAUUGAGAUAAACCCGCAGCAAAAUGUCAAUAUAGCACCUCAAGGAGAUAUCACUGUAAAUAAUUCAGAUUUAGAAGGACUUCGUAAUAUUGAGAAUAUAAAGAGAUUCUUAUUAGAAGACUUACCAUGUACAAAACUGAAAAACACACAGCGAUCUUGCUCUCUUCCACAUUCUCCCAAUAAUAUUUGUAUGGAUAUUAAUGACGCGAAAACGUGUUUGAGUUUUGAAGAUCUAAACUUGGACUUGUCUGAUCUUGCCCUUGACAAAUCUGAUAAUCUGGCUAAUAAAAGUGACGACAUUCCCCACACUCUAACAGAAGAAGAUGUCAACAGUUUUCUUAUAACAAGUCAACCUGAAUCUGAAUCUAUGAUUAAAUAUGAAGACGACUUUGACCCUCAAGAUAUGGAGAUAGAAAAACCAAUAGAAUCGUCAGUUAAUACUAUUCACGAAACAGAUAUUAAUAUGCCAACAAAAGCAAAUCGCACUUCUACGCCUAUAAAACAAACAAAAAAACCCACUGUGUUAGAAUUUUGUGUUGAAAAAUUAUCCCAGUCGACUCCUCCUAAGACAGAACUUAUUACUGAUGUUAAGACUGAAUUAGACGAUUUCAUUGAUGUAGAGUCAUGCAACGAUACAGUAGUACCUGUAUUAGAGGCAAACAAUUUGAACUCACUUUUAGAGCAAUUUGAAGCAACAGAGCAACUGAAUACAAAGACUAAGCGAAUAGUUGUGAAAACUGAAGAACCAAAAGUUAAGACUGUUAACAAAACAAGUUUGACAAAUGGAAUGAGGCUACAAGAUGCAGGUGUUCAGCUGAAUAAAAAUAAAAUGCGACAGAUACUGAUGCCGUCCACAAUAAAUGCUACACUGCGACGAUCGCCUAGUCCUGUUCAUUCUGAUCAUGAUUACUGUACCUCCAAAAAGCAACAAAGUCUUCCCAAAUUGAAAAAAGGACAAAGCUUGCUGAAGCCCGAAGUGUUAUCUAGCAACAGCAGAAUUUUGAACUCAAGACAUAGGUCUUGCAAAAAUAAAAAAGUUGUUUACAAUUUCAGUGAUGAUGAAAGUGAAAAGUGCAAAAGUAGUAACAGUAAGAACAAAAAAGGUGCGAACAAUCGUAAUGACAGUGAUGUUAAAUUAAAAAAACAAAGUAUAAAACAACCUGUUAAACCUGUAGCACAAGCUACUUGUCGUAAAAAACUUUCACCUACACACUGUGUAGAAAGUGACAGUGUUAAAAACAUUUCUGUGAUCAAUAAAAAUGCUUCUAAAGCAUGUGAUACUCCCUGUAGUCAAAGUUCUAAUGGUAGCAUUAAGUUAACUAUAAAAAAUAAAUCGGAAGUCAUACUUUCCUGUGAUUUUGAAAACUCUCAUAAAAGUAAACAUAGUGAAAAAUCCAAAAAUAUUAGUGCAAGUGAUAAAAAAACUGAUAAUGAUAAAAUAUCGAACAAUAUAAAAGGAACUAAAAUGAAAGAAGUAAAAACUUUAAAAAUUAAGGACAUAGAAGUUAGUAGUAGUAAAUCUAAAUCUGUACAUAGUAAGGAACAAGUCAAAGAAAGUAGUGUAAGUGAUAUAAAUGUAAAAGAAGAGCCUCAAGAUAAUUUCUACACAGCUUUGUUUUCAAACAAACAAGAUGUGCAAAUUCCACCUACAAUGGUUAAAACAGAAAAAAGACCUUUUGAUGAGGAACUUCAAAGGAUAUCUGAAAUUACUAUCAAAAAGGAAACGGAACAACCACAGAAGAAAAAGAAAUUAAAUUUACAUGAAUAUAAAAUGAGAAGGGUCAAUUCAAAUAAUAGUUCUACAACAGUUAGUCCAGAAGCUAUUUUCCCUGAUUUACCACAUUUAAAUAUAGACAAAACUCUAAAAUCAACAAUGAAUCAAAUUCAAAAUGGUCCACAGCAGAUCAAAAGCCAAACGGAACCUGAACCAAAAAAGAUAUUCGAUCCUAUUCGUGAAGCCUCUAGAAAGAUUCUGAUGAACACCAUGAAACAGAAAGCAAGGCGAAAACGCGACGAAGAUAUAAUGAGUAAGAUCCCAAAAAUAGAAAAUCUUGAAUUGCAGCCUUUGAUAAGUGAUGCUGAAAUGAUGAAAAUGGUUGGUAUGGCACCCACUGAAGAACAGGCUAUUCCAGUCGCAAUAGUGAGACCGCAAGCACCUGCUGAUUAUGAAGAGAUAAUAUUGGUCAGUAUUGGUGUUAAUACAGAUGAAAAUGUUUUCAAAAAAUUGGAAUCUGUUAACUUGAAAAGGAAAUCGAAAUCGCCACAAGCUGACACCAAGGGUCUCAUAAACUUCAAAAUAAAAAAAACUGAUCAUGUCUUAAAACAGAAUGUAUUUGAACCGAUGAGAAGAGAUAAAAAAUGUACUAUCGAUGAAAAGAAACAAGACACGAAAAUUGACAAAGAAAGGUACAGGGAUAUAACAGCGGCACUGAAAAGGGUCGAGAAACAAGUUGAUCCGAAAAUCGCAAGUAAUUCGCUGUUUGCGAGUAUACAAGAUGUCGUAAUGAAGAAAGCACCUGAAGAUGUAAACGAAGAAUUAGAUAGAACAUUGAAAGCAAUUUCAGCUAUAGACAAAAAAGCGGAAUACCAAUAUGUAAAAACUCCGAUAGUUCGCGAAUACGAUAUGAACGUCGAACACGGCGAAGACAAAGUUAUUUUAUACUUAAAAAAGGAUAGAAUCAAGCCUCCAUCAUCCACCACCGUUGUUCAGACUGAAAUGAAGUAUAAAUCUGUGGAAAAGGUAACCAAUGUCCCUAUUAAUGUGCCCACUAAUGUAAGUAAGGAAAUGGUGGUAAACCGUAGACGAAACGACAGUGACAUGUCAAUGUCCAGUGAAGGAAGCCCUGUGAGGAAAAGCAAAUCACCGAGGGAAGAAAAACUAAAAGUUAUCGCUGUCAAACCAAAAGAAAAAGUGGUUGAAAAACGCUCACUUUCAAAAGAAAAAAGGCCACGUUCUAAAGAUAAAUACGAAACGAAGAACAGACGUCGUUCCCGCUCCCAUUCGCGGAGUCGUCGAAGAAGAAGAUCCCGGAGUAGAAGUAGGUCUCGCUCCGGUGGACGUUAUAACAGAUACAGACGUUCAGAUUCACCGUAUAGGAGGAAACGCCGAUCACGAUCACCGUACCGGCGUCGUGCUCUGUCACCGCGACGGUCGCCGUCCGGUCGCCGGUCGGUGUCAGGCCGGCACAGUCCCGUUCAUCGCCGAUCGCCCUCGUUACGUCACGACCAUCGCCGGUCUAGUUCGCGAACGAGACAAAUCGAUCUACGACGCUCGAAAACACCUAUUCCGAAGAAAGUAAAACUGAGUCCUCAGAAUUCUAUAGAAAAGAUCAAUUUGAAUGAUAAGAAACCCAAAUCAAUGACUCCACCUCUGAGAAAGCCAACUAUAUCCGAAAGCUCUGACUCAUCAACGAGGUAGGUUGUUGUUUAUUAAAAUUUCAUAUCUGAUAAUUGCAACUGAAUGAUAAGAUACCUUGAUCAUGUAACAACAAAUAUACAAUGCAAUAUUACUUGUAACAUAAUGCGUAAUGUUUUAUAUUGCUAAAUCACUUGCAGCCGAUGCGAUUGGAAAUUAAAAAUUUUUGUAAGUUGAGUUAUAUAUUUCAAAUGUGGAGUCUUUCACACGCCCGUAUCAAGAUGUGGCUGUCUCUGAUGAUUCUCAGUCGUGUUAAUGGCAAAAAUGAAUUUUUCUAUAUAGUCUCGAGGGAGUUUGUUUUAUUACGAUUUUUAUCUAUUUAGUAUAGGAUUUGAGCAUUGUUUUUGAAGUUGUAUUUAUUUAUGGUUUUUUAUUUGUUUUCAGUUCGUCCUCAUCGUCUUCAACGUCCUCGUCGUCUUCGUCAUCGUCGGCAUCUGAUGACUCCUCACAUCGGUCAUGUAGUCCAUACAAAAAGGACGAGCCAUACAGGCAGAGCUACAGGAGUUACAGUUCUGAAGACAGGUUUGUCAGAAUAUCUGAUUCAUUUUAAAUGAAGUCAAUUUUUUUUAUUUAGUUUGUUUUUUCGAACUUACCCUUUCAUAGUAUGCAUGAAUUUAAAAAAUAACUUUUAUACCUAUCAUAGCUCAGCUAGUCGAGUAAUUUUAAAAUGUCAAAUUAUCACUUAGAAUUUUGAACUCUUGUUUCUAUGUAUUAUUAAAAUACUGAUCAUAUCUGAAAAUAUAGAGAGAGCAACACUCCUGUAGAAGAAAGACGCAUAGUGUUUGUUGGAAAGCUCGAAAAAGACGCCACCAAGUCUUCUUUGCGAAGUAUGUUCUCGAAGUUUGGACCGGUAAUGGAAGUUCGGCUUCACUGCAAGGAGGAUGGGUGAGUUCAAUAAUUUCUCUUAGAGAAAUAAUAGUUUAAAUACCUGUACCUAAUUAAAUAAUACUGUUUGAUUCAUUGUUGCACUGAAUCAAUCAAUAAAACAACAAUCCAUAUCUUUUCAUAUCGUAGAUCAAAAUCAGGAAAGAUAGCAAAAAAAAAAGAAUUAAAUAUUUCACAGCAUCAGUCUGAGAUUCAGUUAGACAG